Messenger RNA from Fonsecaea multimorphosa CBS 102226, 1863 nucleotides. RefSeq lists its product as uncharacterized. The coding region runs from base 1 to 1863 and encodes 620 amino acids. The record is from RefSeq and is a predicted model, not a curated record. Lineage: Eukaryota; Fungi; Ascomycota; Eurotiomycetes; Chaetothyriales; Herpotrichiellaceae. Gene Ontology annotation, cellular component: endoplasmic reticulum. The transcript has 4 exons. Gene Ontology annotation, biological process: GPI anchor biosynthetic process.
AUGACGGUUCUUUCAGACCUCCGCGAGCUGUACUCCCUUAACACUCUAGAUACGCGAUUCACGAAUUCCUCCUCAACACCCCUGAAGUCCGCGAACGGGGUGCCGUCCAAACAAGCAGUAAGAGAUGGAAAGACACAACCCGCAGAUGCUUCGCCGCCACGAUGGAGGACCACCGAGUUCUACAUAUACCUCGUCAUCUUCUUGUUUUGCGUCCCACAGAUGUACUGGGCUGUAGUCAGUGUCUCACAGCCUGGUUCCCCAAACUACUCCAAAUAUGAACAUCUACUAUCUCCAGGCUGGCUAUUUGGUCGGAAGGUGGACAACUCCGACGGGCAAUAUGCUGGUUUUCGAGACAACAUCCCAUAUUUGGCAGCUCUAAUUGUUUUGCAUCCUCUCCUUCGCCGGGCCUAUGAACGUCUGACCCUGACGAGUCCACCAACAUCAAAUGGCAGUGCCAAUUCGCACCCUUCACUUAGCCAGUCGACAGCUGAGUCCCGGCUUCGACACCGUCUGGCCUUCGACUUUGGCUCUGCAUUGAUCUACAUUGUUGCGUUGAACGGCUUCUCGGUCUUCAAAAUCCUCGUAAUCCUUUUCAUCAACUUCAAGAUUGCUACAGCCCUUCCGCGCAAUACAAUACCGGUCGCGACGUGGAUUUUCAACAUCGCCAUUCUCUUCGCCAAUGAACUUGCUCAAGGCUACCGAUACUCGGUCAUGGCCGAGGCCCUCGUGCCUUUCUUUUCCCCCGCGGCCGAUUGGAGCAAAUUCUUGGAUUCUUAUGGCGGGCUCAAUCCACGUUGGGAGGUCCUUUUCAAUAUCACUGUGUUACGAAUGAUUUCUUUCAAUUUUGACUAUUACUGGUCGUUAGAUCGUUCGAGAGCAGGAAGCCCUAUCGAGAAGAAGCAGCUCGAUCCCUCUGCUCUCUCCGAAAGAGACCGGGUCAAGAUGCCAGCUCCGGCAUCAGCCUAUACCUCGUUUCGUACAUACUUCGCUUAUGUAUUAUAUCCGCCUCUUUAUCUGGCCGGCCCGAUUCUGACUUUCAAUGAUUACAUCUCCCAAUCCACCUAUCGACCACCGUCCGUGACGACGAGAAGAACCGCUCUUUACGGGAUUAGACUUUUGAUCACAAUGUUUUGCAUGGAGUUUCUCAUACACACCGCCUACAUGGUUGCCAUUUCGAAGGCCUCGCCGGACUGGUCUGCAUAUACGCCGUUUCAACUCAGUAUGCUUGCUUAUUUCAACCUGCAACACAUCUGGCUGAAGUUAAUGAUCCCCUGGCGCUUCUUCAGAUUCUGGGCUCUCGUGGAUGGUAUUGAUCCACCAGAAAACAUGGUUCGAUGCAUGAGCGACAAUUAUUCUGCAUUAGGCUUCUGGCGCUCGUGGCACCGGAGCUUCAACAGAUGGACGGUUCGCUACGUCUACGUGCCACUUGGAGGCGGGCCUGGAGGGGGAUCAGGCAGAGUGCGCGGCAUACUCAACAUGCUGGCAGUCUUCACUUUCGUGGCCCUGUGGCAUGAUAUUCAACUACGACUCCUGUUGUGGGGUUGGUUGAUUGUGCUUUUCGUGUUACCGGAAGUUCUUGCGACCAUGGCGUUCCCAGCAUCAAAAUGGAAGAAUCGGCCGAAUGCAUACCGCGUCAUAUGUGGGAUCGGGGCGGUCAUCAAUAUUCUGAUGUUGAUGACUGCGAAUCUAGUUGGUUUUGCUUUGGGCCUGGAUGGAUUGAUGGGACUUGUGAAUGGCAUUUUUAGCAGCUGGCAGGGCGCCUUGUUUAUGCUCGGGGCCUGCAGUGCGUUGUUUGUCGGAGUUCAGGUGAUGUUUGAACAUCGCGAAGAGGAGAAACGCAACGGAAUCAAUCUGAAAUGUUGA